AUGCAUCCUCUCGCUUUCUUCUUUGUAGGAUAUCUCAUACUCUUUAUAACCGCCAAUUUGCAUUCUCUCUACGAUACAUGGACCUCUUCAACCCUCUACUGCGUCCGCGAACCAUAUACCAUCACUAGUCUUUCUUCUGAUACUCCCAAUCCGAGAUGUUUCCGCGUUAGAAUCGAUGUGAUAACGGAAAUUCUUGAAAGAGUACCAAGCGCAGAAGAAGGCGAAAAAAUUGUUUGGUUGAAUGGAUAUGUGUUGCCUGGGAUUAUUGAAUCGCAUGGGCAUAUUUUGCAGUAUGGAGAAAUGCUCGAGAGUGUGAGCUUGUAUGAGGCGGAAAGUGUGGAUGAUGUGAAGAGCAGGAUUAAAGAGUGGUUGGGAAGACACGAAGGAGAAGGUUAUGGAGGCAGGGAGAAAUGGAUUAGGGGGGUGGGAUGGGAUCAAGCUCAUUUUGGAGGCGUGAUGCCGACAGCUAAACAACUUGCUGAAGACCCAGAGCUGAAGGAUUUGUAUAUCAUGCUCGAUAGGGUUGAUAUACAUUGUGUGUGGACUUCAGAAAAGGUCCUCUCCCUUCUUCCUGAUCCUCUACCUGAAUCGCCUCCGGGUGGCGAAAUUAUCACGAAUCCUGGACCUGGGGUCUUUUGCGAUAAUGCAAUGGAUAACUACAUCUAUCCUCUCGCACCCAAGCCAGGCGCGUCUCAAAAAGUACGCUGGCUUAAAACCGCAAUGGAGGAGUUGAAUAAAGUAGGUAUUACGGCUAUGAGCGACGCUGGUAUGCGUAUGGAAGAUGUGAAAAUAUUGCAAGAAUUGGCUAGGAGAGAUGAAUUGACGGUUAGAAUUCGUGUGAUGGCUGAGUGUGAUGAGAGAAAUACUUUUUGUCAUCAAGAGUUGCGAACGGUGAAAGUGAUAAGAGAUGGAUCUGGUGGAGGUGAUAUGCUAUUGUUUGGAGGAAUCAAACUCUUUGCGGAUGGAGCUUUAGGCUCCUGGGGUGCGGCAUUGUUGGAACCAUAUUCAGAUAAACCUGAGACUAGUGGAAUGAUGUUGAUCAACGAGACUGAAUUAACGGAAGUUGUUAAGAAGUUCUUCGAAUGGGACUACCAAAUCAAUAUUCAUGCUAUCGGCGAUCGAGCUAAUAGAGCUGCUAUAAAUGCAUUUGAAGCGGUCUUGGGAUCUGAUUGCCAUGGUUGCAACCAAGAAAAGAGGUUAAGGAUUGAGCAUGCUCAAAUUAUACAUCCUGACGACCAGAUACGCAUUGAAAAUAUGGGAAUUCUUCCCAGCAUUCAGCCAACACACGCUACAUCUGACAUGGCCUAUGCAUCAUCCCGUCUCGGAGAGGAACGACUUUCCGAUUUCGCUUAUCGUAUGCGAUCGUUCUUCCCUCCUGCUCAUAACAACACAUCAACAUAUCCUGGGCCAGUCCUUGGUUCUGAUUUUCCAGUCGAACCGCCGAAUCCUUUUCAUGGUAUCUAUGCCGCAGUAACUCGUCUCAAUCCUAAAACUGGGACUUCACCCUCUGGAAAAGAAGGUUGGUAUCCGGAAGAAAGUCUUAGUAUUGAACAGGCAAUUCAUGGUUUUACGCGCAACGCGGCUUGGGGUUGGAAAUUGGAAAAUAAAAUGGGGGCCAUUGAGAUUGGAAAGUGGGCAGAUUGGAUUGUGGUCGAUAGGGAUGUGAUGGGGAUGGAAGGUCAAGAGGUGGAGGGAUUGAGAAGCUUGAAUGUGUUGGGGACGUGGGUUAAGGGGAAAAAUGUUUGGGCAAUGGAGGAGAAAGAAGUUAUGGAACUUGAUCAGCUUUAUCAGAAGGGUGAUAGGGUCUGGAUUGGUUUGGCAAGGUUGGCGAGGAGUUUGACGAGAGGGUUUAGGGAAAUGUUGGUUUGGGGGAGGAAAUUAGAACUUUAG
Messenger RNA from Botrytis byssoidea, 1890 nucleotides. RefSeq lists its product as uncharacterized. Lineage: Eukaryota; Fungi; Ascomycota; Leotiomycetes; Helotiales; Sclerotiniaceae. Gene Ontology annotation, molecular function: hydrolase activity, acting on carbon-nitrogen (but not peptide) bonds. The coding region runs from base 1 to 1890 and encodes 629 amino acids. The record is from RefSeq and is a predicted model, not a curated record. The transcript has 4 exons.